Molecule: messenger RNA, 3283 nt
Organism: Labrus bergylta (ballan wrasse)
Lineage: Eukaryota; Metazoa; Chordata; Actinopteri; Labriformes; Labridae
Source: RefSeq, a predicted model, not a curated record
AUGCAAGCCCCUCUCCUCGGCCUGGCCCUGCUGCUGCUGCCGUUGCUUCUCUUCCAGCCUCCUCCCUGCAGGGGCCAGAACAUCCAGACGGCCCCUCAGAAUGGCCCCCACUUCGGCUUCACUCGGGCGGUCUACCACGCCACAGUCUACGAGAACUCUGCGGCACGCACCUACGCCAACAGUAAAGUUAAAAUGGGGAUCCACCUGUCCCAACGCUCCUGGGAGAUCCGCUACAGGGUCACGUCGGGAGACGAUGAGGGCUUCUUCAAGGCCGAGGAGUACGUGCUGGGAGACUUCUGCUUCCUGCGCAUAAGGACUAAAGGUGGUAACGCCGCCAUCCUAAACCGAGAGAUUCAGGAUAACUAUGUCCUGACGGUGAAGGCCUAUGUGAAGGGGGAGGCCCUCCUCGAGACCUGGACUAAAGUCAGCAUCCAGGUCCUGGAUAUGAACGACCUGCGACCGCUCUUCUCGCCCACCACCUACUCCGUCACCAUCGCCGAGAGCACCCCCCUCAGGACUAGCAUAGCACAAGUCACUGCCACGGACGCAGACAUAGGCUCCAACGGGGAGUUUUACUAUUUUUUUAAGGAGAAGAUGGAGCUGUUUGCCGUCCAUCCGACCAGCGGCGUGGUCUCCCUCAGCGGAAAGCUCAACACAGACGAGCAGAACCGCUACGACUUGGAAAUCCUGGCCGUGGACCGCGGCAUGAAGCUGUACGGGAAUAACGGCGUCAGCAGCACGGCCAAGCUUUUCGUGCAUGUAGAGCGCAUGAACGAGCACGCCCCCUUCAUGAACUUGGUGAGUCACAGCCCCUCAUGGCUGGAUAAAAACGCUGUGUAUGCCAUGGUCACCGUGGAGGACCUGGACGAAGGUUUGAACGGAGAGAUUGACUCGGUGGUUAUUGUAGGGGGAGACCCGUCAGAGCAGUUCUUUGUAGAAAGAUCUGAUGAAGGCGAGUUUGCCAUAAAAGCGUCUGAGUCCGUGAACUGGGAGGCUUAUCCUCAAGGCUGUAACCUGACUCUGCAGGCUAAAGACCGGGGGACCCCUCAGAAGUUCUCCUCUGUGAAGGUGGUCCACAUUAAGGUGAAUAAACGGCAGACGGCAGAUACUAGAUUUGAGAAGGAGGUGUACGACGUCAGUCUGAACGAAAUCUCGCCACCGGGCACGAUCGUAGCUGCUGUUAAACUCAAACCAGAGCCUGACGACGCAGAGUAUAUCCUGACUCCUUCUGCAGACUCUGCUUUCUUUCAAAUGAACACCCUGACUGGUGUCAUCUCCACCGCCCGCUGGUUCACUCAGGUGAGCCGGGAUGUCUACAACCUGGAGGUGUUGGAAAUAGACAGCGAGCUUAAAGUGAAAGUGCGGGUAACCGUCGACGACGCCAACGACAACACGCCGACGUUUGAUCAGUCCUCUUAUGAGGUUCUGGUGAAUGAAAGUGUUCCAGUCGGGACAAAUGUGUUCACAGUGUCGGCAGUGGAUGAGGAUAAAGGUGAGAAUGGAUAUAUAACCUACAGCAUCUCCAGCCUGCAGCCGCUGCCUUUUAAGAUCAACCAGUUCUCCGGUGUCAUCAGCACCACUAAAGAACUGGACUUUGAAUCCUCCUCGGAGAGCUAUGUGUUUGUAGUCCGGGCAUCAGACUGGGGCUCACCUUACAGGAGAGAGAGUGAAGUCAACGUCACCGUCCACCUGGAAAACAUUAACGACAACCAGCCUCUGUUUGAGAGGGUGGGAUGUCAGGGGGUCAUCGCCAGAGAUUUCCCUGUAGAUGAAGUGAUCACCACGAUGUCCGCCAUUGAUAUCGACGAGUUAGAGUUGGUGAAGUAUAAGAUUAUCUCUGGGAACGAGUGGGGGUACUUUGACCUGAACCCAGAUUCGGGGGUCCUGUCACUGCAGCGUUCCCUUUCCGCAGCCAGCCCAAAGAACGGCAUCUUUAGUCUGAAGAUAACCGCCACAGACGGCGAAAGCUUCUCUGACCCCAUGUUCGUCAACAUCUCGGUGGUUCACGGGAAGGCUCCUCCAAAAAGUUUUAACUGCAAAGAGACCAGAGUAGCCCAAAAGUUAGCUGAGAAGUUACUGAAAAAAUCCAAAGCUGGCACUAAGCCCAAAAUGGAGGAAGGUUUCAUCGACCUUUUCUCGGUCAAUCGGCAGACGCCUCAGUUCGACAAAGCUUUCCCCACGGACAUUGCUGUUCGGGAAGACCUGAACGUUGGCUCGAGCGUUUUCAAGGUGAACGCCUACGACGGUGACACGGGCUUCAACGGUCAGAUCCUGUACUCCAUCUCGGAUGGAAACACCGACAGCUGUUUCACCAUCCACAUGGACUCUGGCCUCAUCAGUGUCUUCCUGCCGAUGGACAGAGAAAAGAGGGAUCGCUACCUCCUCAAUCUCACCAUCUACGACCUCGGCCUCCCUCAGAGAUCCGCCUGGCGCCUGCUCACCGUUUACAUAGAGGAUGGCAAUGACAACGCUCCCCAGUUUCUGCAAGAUGGAGGCUAUAAGGUUAUCAUACCUGAAAACACCGCCAUUGGAACAGACGUCAUCCAGGUCGAGGCUACUGACAAAGAUAUGGGACCUAACGGUGAGAUCGCGUACUCCAUUCUGACCAGCACCUCCCAGUUUGGUAUCAACUCCUCCAAUGGGAUUGUGUAUGUCGCCGGCCAGCUGGAUAGAGAGUUUGUUCCAGCUUUCAACUUGAAGAUCGAAGCAAGGGAUAAGGCAGAGAGGGGGAGCCAGAAGUUUUCUGUGACCAGUUUGAAAAUCAUUCUGGAGGAUGUGAACGACUGCCCCCCGCUGUUCAUCCCCAGUGUGUACAGAGCCCGUGCUCUGGAGGAUCUCCCCGUAGGGACUGUAGUGGCCUGGUUAGAAACCCAGGACCCAGAUUUGGGUCUGGGAGGCCAGGUGAGGUACUCUUUAGCAAAUGACUACAACGGAUGGUUUGACGUCGACCGGACCAGCGGAGCUAUUCGACUCACAAAGGAGCUGGACUACGAGACGCAGCAGUUUUACAACCUGACGGUGAAGGCCAAAGACAAGGGGAGGCCAGUGUCUCUUCUCUCCGUCACCUUUGUGGAGAUUGAGGUUGUGGAUGUCAAUGAAAACCUCUAUGCCCCGUACUUUUCCCACUUUGCACUGACAGGAUUAAUCAAAGAAAACGCUCGUAUUGGAACUACCCUCCUGCAGGUGACCGCCAACGAUGACGACACCGGCAGAGACGGAGAAAUCCAGUACUCCAUCAGGGACGGGAACGGACUCGGACGCUUCUCCAUUGAUGAAGAGACAG